AUGGACCUUCUCAUUGCAUCAAUCCAAAUCACAAACUUCUCAAUGGAACGCUCGCCACAAUUGAUGGAUUCAAUCCGAGGCUACAACCAUAUUCGCUGGUAUGUUGGGAACGCCAAACAAGCCGCGUCAUAUUACAUUACCCGAAUGGGCUUCCGUCUUGUCGCAUACCAGGGACUUGAAACGGGCUCGCGAUGCUGGGCCUCGUACGUCAUCACCAACGGUGCUGCGAGGUUCGUUCUCACCUCACCCAUUAUUCAAGCCGCAGCUUUGAAGGAUCAUUCAAACGCGGCUGAGAAAUCCCUCGCCACAGAGAUGUACGACCAUCUCGUUAAGCAUGGUGAUGCCGUCAAGGACGUUGCGUUCGAUGUCGAUAACGUUCAUGCGCUUUACAAUAAUGCAAUAGCUAAGGGUGCUAUUGGUGUCAAAGCGCCGCAUACCAUCAACGACAAAAACGGAACCAUUGAACUGGCUACCAUCCAGACCUAUGGGGACACGACGCAUACAUUUAUCAAUCGACGUCAGUUUUACGGCCCAUUCAUGCCGGGUUUCCAUGCCGUUGAAGUGAUUGACCCAUUGGAUGCACACCUUCCAAUUGUUAGAUUCGAUCUAAUUGACCACUUCGUCGGCAACCAGGAUUGGAACGGUAUGGAGUCGGCCUGUAAAUUUUAUGAGGAAUGCCUUAAUUUCCGCAGAUAUUGGACUGUGGAUGACAGAAAUAUGUGUACCAAGUUCUCAGCCAUGAACUCGGUUGUCAUGGCCUCCCCUGGAGGGCUGGUGAAAAUUCCAAUCAAUGAGCCUGCUCUCGGUGUGAAGAAGUCCCAGAUCGAAGAGUUCGUCAAUUUCUUUGGUGGACCUGGGGUCCAGCACAUCGCUUUCCGUACCGACAAUAUCAUCGAAGCAGUCACCAGUUUGAAAAACAGAGGCAUGCAGUUCAUUACCAUCCCAGAUAACUAUUAUGAUGCAAUGCGACAGCGCCUAGAGAAAACAGGAAUGCAUCUGAAUGAGGAUUUGGAGAAGCUACGGAAAUUGCACAUUCUAGUCGACUUUGAUGAGGGUGGCUACCUACUACAGAUUUUCACGAAGCCACUGAUGGACAGACCGACUGUUUUCCUUGAAAUCAUUCAGAGGAACGGCUUUGAUGGAUUUGGUGCUGGUAAUUUCAAGAGCUUGUUCGAAGCUAUCGAACGAGAGCAAGCGGAAAGAGGAAAUUUGUAG
Messenger RNA from Lindgomyces ingoldianus, 1215 nucleotides. Its product is annotated as putative 4-hydroxyphenylpyruvate dioxygenase. The coding region runs from base 1 to 1215 and encodes 404 amino acids. The record is from RefSeq and is a predicted model, not a curated record. The transcript is spliced from 3 exons. NCBI's taxonomy places the organism in Eukaryota, Fungi, Ascomycota, Dothideomycetes, Pleosporales, Lindgomycetaceae. Gene Ontology annotation, biological process: L-tyrosine catabolic process. Gene Ontology annotation, molecular function: 4-hydroxyphenylpyruvate dioxygenase activity.